Messenger RNA from Talaromyces marneffei, 972 nucleotides. RefSeq lists its product as uncharacterized. NCBI's taxonomy places the organism in Eukaryota, Fungi, Ascomycota, Eurotiomycetes, Eurotiales, Trichocomaceae. The transcript is spliced from 2 exons. Gene Ontology annotation, molecular function: protein binding. The record is from RefSeq and is a predicted model, not a curated record. Bases 1 to 972 code for a protein of 323 amino acids.
AUGGGCCUGACAGAAGAAUACCUAGAACGGCCUCACCAGGGCAUCUCGGCCAUGUGGGGUCGCUAUCUCGAGAGCGGAGAAUAUUCCGACUUUCUGGUGACAUGCGGCAACCGCGAAUUCCACGUCCACCGUCUGGUCAUUUGCCCUCGCUCCAGCUACUUUCGGCUGAUGUGCAAGGACAACUUUAAGGAGGGAAUCACGCAGAAAUUAGAACUCGUGGAUGAGGAUCCGGACGUGUUUCAGUCCGUCUUGACGUUUUUGUAUACGGGCAUUUAUGAGACGUGUAAGAUUACGGGGAAUGAGGAAAUUGAGAACACACCCUCGACAGAAAGAAGCUGCAAUUCCUCCGAAGAUUCUGAAAAUGACGACGAAAACCAACAACACCAAGGCGGCCGCCCCGCGACAACAGAAGACAUCCUCGCGCACGUACAACUGUACGCCAGCGGCGACAAGUUCGAUAUCAGGGACUUGAAAGAGGUGUCUUCCAAAAUGUUUCGAAACCAACUCAAUCGUACUUCAGUUGAAAAGCUCAACAUCCCAGAUAUUAUCCGUGCCGUGUAUACAUCUACCCCGCACAACGACGCUGCUCUACGGCCCGUGUUGAUUGAUUAUUGCGUGCAGAAUCUGAAUGCACUACUCAUUCAACCCGGCAUGGCUGAAGUUCUCUCCGACUUUGGCGAAUGCGCCUUUGAGAUUCUGCGGUCGUACAAGGACGAAGCUGACCUGCGGUCCCGCAAAGCAGUCGAGGAUCAACGUACAGCAGUGCUCGAAAUCAAAAAGGCGGAAUCGCAACAACUGCGCGAAUCACUGGCAAAACUGCAAAAGAGAGAUACGCAUCUAAUGGAAAUGUUGGCGUCGCAUCACAAUUGUCGCAAUUGUGGAAAGGUGUUUGGUGCUGGGCCGCAGGUUUAUGGGACUAUGAGUGAUAGGGUUAUGUUGAGGUGUAAGGGGUGUUAUACAAAGCAUUCUUAA